AUCGAACAGCGACACAGCACAACUCAUCACAAACCUCUGCCACCGGCAUCGAGUUGUAGUUCUGUACCGUGCCAUCGAUCCGUAGUCUUCGGCGGCAUGGAGUUCGCCGGAGAAGCCGACGGCUUCGCUCUCGACCUCAUCCGCGAGCACCUCCUCGGCGGCGACGGCGGUGUCCAGGCGACGGCUAGCCAUGAUCAGGGCCCUUUUUGCGACGACGGCACCUUCCCCGUGCAGCAGCCCAUGUUCUUCCCGCAGCAGCAGCAAGAAGAGAUGCAAGGUUACAUGGACCUGGCAAACCAGUACCUGAACUCCUGCCCGGCUGCCGACGUCCCUGAGGCCGCGUUCCGGGCGCCGGAGCCGGUGAUGAUACAGUUCGGCGGCGAGCCGUCUCCUGUGACGGCUCCGUCGUCACAUCUGACCAUCUCCGUGCCGGCCAAGGGCUCGUUCCGGUGGGCGGGGACUGCUGCCGCUGCGGCACCGCCACCGCCAGCGCCAGCACCGGUGGAGGACUUCCGCAAGUACCGCGGCGUGCGGCAGCGGCCGUGGGGCAAGUACGCGGCGGAGAUCCGCGACCCCAAGCGCCGGGGCUCCCGCGUGUGGCUCGGCACCUACGACACCUCCGUCGAGGCCGCCCGCGCCUACGACCGCGCCGCCUUCCGGAUGCGCGGCGCCAAGGCCAUUCUUAACUUCCCGAACGAGGUCGGCACCCGCGGCGCCGAGCUGUGGGCGCCGCCGCCUCCUCCUGUACCCGCGUCCCAGACCGCCGGCGCGACCAACAAACGUAAGAGAUCACACGAGGAGGACCCGGACGUCGAGGUGACCGGAGUGGUCAUAAACAAGGCCGUGAAGACCGAGGCGCCGUCGCCGUCGUCGGCCCAUGUGUCGUGGGAUACGCCGUCGUCCGUGUCGCGGGAGACAGCCUCCUCGACGUUGACGUCGGCGGCCACGACGCCGGAGGGAGGGCUUCCUCCGACGCUGUCGAGCUCGGGCUGGGAGCAGUACUGGGAGGCUCUGAUGGGAGGGAUGCCGCUGCUGUCGCCCUUGUCGCCGCACCCGGCGCUGGGGUUCCCGCAGCUCACCGUGAGUUAAUUAAGAUGCGGUUAUUACGUACUGUGAUUGAGCUUGGGUUAAUUAACCAAUAAUAAGCAGGCCUUCGUACUAGCUUAGUUGAAGGCCGCAUGCAUCUCUCUGCAUGCUGGGACGCGUACACUUCUUUGGGGCUUAAUGAUAGGUGUAAUUAUAA
Molecule: messenger RNA, 1243 nt
Organism: Hordeum vulgare subsp. vulgare (domesticated barley)
Lineage: Eukaryota; Viridiplantae; Streptophyta; Magnoliopsida; Poales; Poaceae
Product: ethylene-responsive transcription factor ERF105-like
Exons: 1
Coding region: 97-1089 (330 amino acids)
Biological process (GO): ethylene-activated signaling pathway; regulation of DNA-templated transcription
Molecular function (GO): DNA binding; DNA-binding transcription factor activity
Source: RefSeq, a predicted model, not a curated record